GGGGGAGGGGGAGGCAUGGGGCUAAGGCGGUGCCAGGCACCCGGGGUCUCCUACAGGCCCCCACCCGCCCCCUACCAGGGGCGCCGCUGGGAGGGAGCUAGGCCUUGGGGUGGGCCGACCUUGGGCUUCCACCCUCCCGCAUACACAAAAGGCUGCCUCGCUAGGACCGGGAGCCCUCCUGCACACACGCACAACUGCACAAAGACGUGCAUACCGUUCCACCGCACGAACACACUCCCGACUCGGCCGGAGCACACGGCCGUGCUCACGCACCGGCACACUCGCGUGCACACACGCGCACGUAUAGACACCCCAGCGUGCGCCCUCACGUACACAGACACACAGCGGGGUGCAUGGCGGUGUGGACCCCCAAAUGCCGGCCUUGAGGCCCUGACGCGCCCGCCGCCCUGCCCUGGCGCGCACACGCAGGCACACUCGCAGGCACACGCACCCUCCCGCACUGCUCCACGCCCCUGGCCGCUGCCCCGGAGGGCGCUGUGCUGCGCGGCGGGCGGGCCCGGGGCGGGGGCGGCGGCGGCGGCGGCGGCGGCGGCGGCCGGGAGAGCGGAGGAGGCGGAGCAGGGAGCCGGGAGCCGGCUGGCCCGCGCUCCUCCUGCCGGCCGGGGAUUUUCCAGCCUGGGCGCUGUCGCCUCGGACCUCCUGCGGCCGCGGCGGACCAUGGGCGACAAAGGGACGCGCUCGCUAUCCCAAAAUGAAGGCCUGAGGAAAGAAGGUACCAGCCAGGACAGGGAUGGGGUGGGACUCUCCUAUGUGCCCAAGUCAUACCAGAGGCCUCAGCUCUUACUUAUGUGGAGACCUGUCCUUAACCUGGUGAUUCUCCUGAGAGGAAAACAGAUAGGAGAAUUUCCAUUAUACAGGGUGUUCAAGAAGGCAAGCCCGAAUGGAAAGCUCACUGUCUAUCUGGGAAAGCGGGACUUUGUGGACCACAUUGACCUCGUGGACCCUGUGGAUGGCGUGGUCCUCGUGGAUCCUGAGUAUCUCAAGGAGAGGAGAGUCUAUGUGACACUGACCUGCGCCUUUCGCUAUGGCCGGGAGGACCUGGAUGUCCUGGGCCUGACCUUUCGCAAGGAUCUGUUUGUGGCCAACGUGCAGUCCUUCCCGCCGGCCCCUGAGGACAAGAAGGCCCUGACGCGGCUGCAGGAGCGCCUCAUCAAGAAGCUGGGCGAACAUGCCUAUCCUUUCACCUUUGAGAUCCCUCCGAACCUCCCGUGCUCUGUGACAUUGCAGCCAGGGCCUGAAGACACAGGGAAGGCCUGCGGUGUGGACUAUGAAGUCAAAGCCUUCUGUGCCGAGAACCUGGAAGAGAAGAUCCACAAACGGAAUUCUGUGCGCCUGGUUAUCAGGAAGGUUCAGUAUGCCCCCGAGAGGCCUGGCCCCCAGCCCACAGCUGAGACCACCAGACAGUUCCUUAUGUCGGACAAGCCCUUGCAUCUUGAGGCUUCCCUGGACAAGGAGAUCUAUUACCAUGGAGAACCCAUCAGCGUUAACGUCCACGUCACCAACAACACCAACAAGACAGUAAAGAAGAUUAAGAUCUCGGUGCGCCAGUACGCGGACAUCUGCCUUUUUAACACAGCCCAGUACAAGUGCCCCGUGGCCAUGGAAGAGGCCGAUGACACCGUGGCUCCCAGUUCAACCUUUUGCAAGGUCUACACACUGACCCCAUUCCUGGCCAACAACCGAGAGAAGCGGGGCCUCGCUCUGGACGGGAAGCUCAAGCAUGAAGACACGAACUUGGCCUCCAGCACCCUGUUGAGGGAAGGAGCCAACCGGGAAAUCCUGGGCAUCAUUGUUUCCUACAAAGUGAAAGUGAAGCUCGUGGUAUCACGGGGCGGCCUGUUGGGAGACCUUGCAUCCAGUGACGUGGCCGUAGAACUGCCCUUCACCCUAAUGCACCCCAAGCCCAAAGAGGAACCCCCACAUCGUGAAGUUCCAGAGAACGAGGCGCCAGUAGAUACCAAUCUCAUAGAACUUGACACAAACGAUGAUGACAUCGUGUUUGAGGACUUUGCCCGCCAGAGACUGAAAGGCAUGAAGGACGACAAGGAGGAGGAAGAGGAUGGUACUGGCUCGCCACAGCUCAACGACAGAUAGACUGGGGCCGGCCCUUCCUCCGGGCAGCUCCAGGUCCGCGUUCAUGCACUAGGAUGCUUAUUCGUCUUCUUCCUGUCCUUGUUACCCCUCCCCCUUGUCCUUCUAGUUCCUUCCAGGGGACGGGGGUGCCCAGCGGUCUUCCAGGUGAACCUCUGGCCUCAGGAUUGGCCCCACGCCAACAGGAUCACGAGGACCACCUUCCCCCGUCACCCCACUCAUGGGUCACCCCUCCAGCCUCUUCUCUUUUCCUGCUGACCCCCAGAAAGGCCAUCCGGGCUCUGGCCUUGGGAUUUUACUUGGGAUGAGGAGCAGAACAGGGAGGGUGGGGCAGAGAGCUCGAGACACGGGAGAGGAUGCCUGUGGCCCCAGGUGGCUGGCGCAGCUCUGGCAGCUAAAAGAUGACCACGCUGAGGGCCACCCUCUUCUGGCCAUGAGAGGCACACCUGUGGAUUGAUUCUCAAUACUUUUUACAGUCCGGACCCACCAAACACCUCUCCCCUUCCACCCCUCCGUCCUCAUCCUGUGUCCCUCUGUGUCUCACAGUGACAUUGGUGAAGGUUCGCAGACCCCAGAAGCAGAGAAAAGCCACUGGACUGACUUUCUUACCAGCAGUUACCCAGUCUAAGGCAAGCUGUGUGAACUAGCCCAAGUCUAAUUCAGUCCUCUCAGGAUGUGACAUCCUAGCUACCUUGUACCUUAUACGUGUGUCAUAUCUAUACACAUGCACAGAGGGAGAAGGGAGGAGUCUUCGCAAAGCACCAACAGGCGGCAUAGUGAGGCCAAGCUCCUGGGGGCUUUUCCAGAAGGAUGGCUCCGAGAGAUGGGGGUUAGGGGCAGAAGGAUGAGUAUCUGCUCAAUUCCCUCCUUUGUAGACUUAAGAGCAAUUAGUGAUCCCACAGGAAGUAAGGCUGGAGGUCCAGAUGGGGCUGGGGACACUGGUCCAGUCCCCUACUACCUCCCUUCAUAGCCCUCCAGGGCUGAGCUGGGCUGGCCCUGCAGGGUGGGAGAGUGUGCUUGGGGGUCAUCACGCCCACAGUCAAUGGGCCUCCUGCCCCAGGAGGUGGCGUGGUCCAUCAAGAUGCCCUCCCCUAGAAGGAAGCGGGCUGCUGGGUAGCAAGGAACCCUUCAUUUCCUUGGGGAUUUAAUGAUCCCCCAGUAGGUCCUGGUGUCAUGGAUGCCUGGUACCCACUGGCUGGGGUUGAUGUGAUUGGGACUUGGGACAGGGCAAGGCAGAUGAUGAGGCAGAAAGUGAUAAAAGGUAUUCGUUCUUGUCUGGUCUUUGAUGCCCACUUACUGUGUGACCUUGGACAAGUUUCUUUCUCUCUCUGGGCCUCAGUUCUUCACCUAGAAGACUGAAGGGUUUGACCAGACUCUGGUCUCCAAGGGAGACCCCAACUCUGGCCUCCAAGAAUUUGUAAACUUUAGAGCUUCUGGUAUGAUGGGUGGAACCAUCCAGACCACUGACUCUGGUCUCUCUGCCUCCAGAGAUGAUUCAGGGCCCCGGAAUUGGCAGGGCCCUGGAGAUCUCCUAGCCCAUCCAUUCCCAUGCCCUUCUUGGGCCACUGGAGGGUCGUCUGAUGUUAAGCUGUGGUCAUAGCUAGCAUGAGCUGCUCGGCCCUAAGACCCAGUAUUAAAGAAGACAAAGCUUAGAUUUGUUUAUGAUAGGGCCUUGGGUACCUCACAGCUCCCUGUGGCUGCAGACCCCCUAAGGCUCACUGUAUACACAAGCAAAUAUAUUUCUUAGCAGGGUGAGGGGAAUGUCUCCUCCAUCCCUGCUCCCUUUUAUCUGUUCCCAUGCUUGCCUGGAAAAGGAGACAACAAAAAUGUUAUUAUGGGGCCUCCACCCUUUUCAGGGCAGCCCCUCCUGGGGUGGGCUGGGUAACCAUUCUCCACGGCGAGAGUGCCCAGUUCACAAGCCCAGCUCAGCACCCUGGCCCUUACCCUUCUGAAUCUCAUGAAGUUGCAAUUCUAGGGAGCCCUACCCCACGGCAGGCCAAGUCAGCUUGCAGCGGCCACGAUCUUCUGGUCAGUUCUGGGGUCCUAGCUGUGGGAGCCCCAGGCAUCCAGCCACUACCAGAACUUGCUGGCAGUUCGCACCUCCUUGGGCAGUUGAAGAGUUGAUGAAGGGCUGGAACCCAUGCCAAACAUAUGCUCUCCUGUGUCUUCCUCUGGGAACUUUGAGGCUGGUACGAGGAUUUGAGGGGAUCACUCCCCUACCGACUGGCCUCUUUCUCCAUCCCUCAGCUGUGCACACAGAUUUGUCACUCUGGUUUCUGGAGCUUCUUCACCUCAACAUCCACACUCCCCCUUUCGGAUUUGUCCAUGUAUGACUGAUUCCCCCAGCUGCAGGAAGUAUACUCCCAUCUAGACCUUUACUCUUUGGGCCCAGGGCUGCAGAAGGGCGGCCCCUGUCCUCAGGAAGCUCAUGGUCAGGUGAAAGUUCUAGGGGGAAGCAAUGGGGGCCAUUGGAGUCAGGGGUCCUUGGCUGCUGCUAGUCCAUAUAGUGCCUUGAUGUGAAGUAGAAACAGUCCCCUUCGAGGUGGGUUCCGUCCAUUUGAAUGCUCAGCUUUGAGAAUGGCGCAUAGGCUGGAGUUCAGCCCCACUCGCCCCAGCUGGGUGCAACACAGGCUGGAGUGUUUCCUUGGGUCACUUCCUGAGAGAAAGACCCAUAUCAUCUUUCAAAGCUUCUGGUUGGCUCCAGACCCCACAGUGUUGGCUCUGUGCUGACCCCAGGGCUCCGCACUGGUACCUCCCAGUGCCCCUUGUGGGUGGCAUAGAGAGAGCAGUCUGGGCAGGAAGGAGAGGCCUGGCGCUGGGGGAAAAUCUACAGGCGGAGGCAAGCUGGGCUCCCUCAGCUUUCCGAGCACGAGAAGGGUGAAGUCCUGUGAAGAGAAGGGCUGAAUUAUUCGGUCCGCCUCCAUAGGCACACCAGGUGGGGGGUGGGGUUGCUUCAGCUGCUUGGCUUGUCCCUGACAAGCUGGUUCCCACAUGGUGCCAUGAAAAGCAUGCUGGCCUGGAAGCCCACGGUGUCUCCAGCUCAGUUGUCACCAACCAGCUGAGUAGCCUUGAGCAAGUCUCUCACCCUCUUGGGCUCAGUUUCCCUAACUAGAAAAUGAGACUGUAAUCCCUUCCCCAGCUGAUGCAAGGGAUCUGAAGCCCAGAAGAGACAAGAGUCAGCUCUGUAGCUCCGAGUCACACAGGAAGAUCGCUGCGGGCUGUGUCCUCCUCCCACCGGUCUUCAUCUCUUGCCCCCUUCUCCCUUAGGCAGACAUCAACCCGGAGGAGAUGCAGUUAGCUUGGCUUUGGUGACCCAGCUGAGAGACAAAUGUGGACACUGCUCAGGAAUGCCUUGCCCACAGAUAGUGGUCCCAGCAAUCAUGACAGAGAGACAAGCCAUGGAUAUUGCGAGUGAUUGGGCUUGGGCAGGGGGCAUCCUGAACCCUUCCAGGCCUGGUGGACCCCCAUCUCCCGUCUUUCAGAUCCCACAGAGGACAGGAAGCCUUGGCUCUGAUUCCAGAUGAGGGAGAGCCACCCACUUCCAGGCCCAGGGAGGGCUGAACUAUCAUUCCAUCAAAGAACCCCAAGGCUGAGGUGGAACAGAAAUUGCCCUUCAAAGUAGAAGCCCUCCCCCACCCCCUCGCCCCGCAAUCCAGGAUCGAGCACAGCUGCUGAGGCUCCUUCAUGAUACCUGGAAGGGAUUCGGGUCCAGGGGAAACCCAGGCCCAUUCCUCUGAGAGCUGAGUCCCUGUGGACCCAUUCACUCCCCAUGGUUACAGCCUCUCACAAAUGCAGCCUUUCCUGCCAGUGACUGGGGACUGGACAUUCUCCAUCCAUCCCAGAGGCAUUGGCCCCAAUCUUGUAUUAUAGGGUCUCAUGGGCACAGGCUUAUGUUCUAAUUUUUUUUUUCUUUUUAAAGUAAAAAAGGACCAAAAUAGACCCUCCGACCCUCAUGCAUAAGGCUGUGUCGAGCAGUCUGAUGGCAUUUUGCCAUCCUGGUCCAGGGAGGUCCAUCACUUCUGUCCCCCAUCCAAGGCUGAAAUGGCCUACCUGUGGGGCAGGAUCCCCACCUCUUCCACUCCCCUACACAGUGGCUUCAACGAGAGGCCCAACAAAGGGGGAGCACCCUCCCACCCCAGCACUCUCUCCAAAAGGGAAAUCAAAGCACAGGUCCCCAGGACCCAUGACCUAUAGACACUCUGAUGCAGUGGUUUUUCAAACCAGGUGCUGUGGAACCCCUGGAGUUCCACAGAGCUUCGCCAGGGGCUGCUAACGUGGGACAGUGGGGGUGGAGGCAAAGGCUCGGUCUCCAGCUCUCCCCAAUCCCCACUUCCACCAGGACAACUGCUUUUAUCUGUCUUGCCUCUUGAGGUUCCACCUUCAAACUUUUGAAGAAAAGCUUCUUCAAACCACCAUUCUGAGGUUUGAUCUUCAACCAGCAAGCACGGGUUCUCUUCCUGCUUUUCAUGUUGGAAUGGCUUUAGCAUUCCAGUACAAAGUGGCUUGUACUGGAACUUGGGUUGCAGACCCAAGUCCAAGCAUUUGCUUACACAAAUACACGUACUUGUUUGAUGGUUUUGUAGCUCACCCACCAUGGAAGCUUCCCUGGCCUGGGUUUGAUUUGGUCUUACCUUGGUAUCAGACAUGCAGAGUGGGGGACAACAGAGCAAGGAAAUAGGCCCAGCCUCCACAUCACGACUUCUGUCUGCACCCCACUUCCCUGGCCCAGGCCUAUGGGACACAUGAUGGGAGAAGGAGAAACUAGUCUCAGGUUCCUCUUUAUAUACAGCCAGAUGGAUGGAUGUCUGGGUUCUCACAAAAGAAAACUGAGGGAGGACAUUAUACAGAAGUCCCUUCAUGAGGACACGACAGGGUCCCUCCAGAGACCUUUAAAGCAGCCAGUUUCCCUUGAGAAAUUCUACUAGGCUUCCACUCCCACAUCUGUGGACAAGCAAAUAUGUGGGCAACAGGAAGGUUCUGGAAGAGAUGUUGGUCCUCCACCCACAGUCUCUGCCAACCUGUCCAUCUGUCCAGGCCCCCCCACCAGGGCUAGCUGAGGGUUGGCACAUUGGUGAGACCCGGACUAGCCCUUGACACAGAAUCCUGCCUGGGGCUCUCACUGAGAGCAUUCUAGGUGAAAAUGCGGGUCUCAGGGCCCAGCAGAUCAUGUGGCAUGGGACAAAGAGAGUUCUAUGUUCAGUCUGAGUACGCUCUUAGGUAUCCCACUGACCUCAGUUUCCCCAGUGUGUAAGAUGGGGCUUGUGCCGGGCUCUGACCACCUCGCAGAUUACUGAAAAGGAAGGUCAUGGGGGGUAUGAUAGGUGAUGUCCUAUGAGAGGUGGGAGCCGCACAAACUCGGGGUGUGGUCAUGGCCUGCACCGCAGAGCAGCAGAGCACUUGAGGGAAUGAGUAUGGGAUAAUGCCAUCUUCCCAGACUCUUGCGCUUCCCAGACUCUACUCUGCUUCCCAUCUCUGCUCAGCGCUAAGGUCCAGCCACAGAUGCUAUGGGAGAUUCCUCCUCUUCCUACCGGAUGGGAGCCAGCAUUCAGCCUGGCACAGUGACUGUGGAUCCUGGACGCAGGGAGUGACAGGUGGCUGGGACAGGUCUCCAGGUCUGUAGCCCUUCUGUUAAGUGAUUAUUUUGUGACACCCUCUUUCCUGGGCCACCUGCCAGGUUUAUCUGUUGUACCUGUGGCAUUCCUUGUUAUGUCAGAUAAGUUAUUACAGUUUAUUCAACUCUAACAGGACAAAUGAACAAGAGAACCAUAAAUAGGAGACCAUUAAAGGUCUAUUGUGACAGAUGCUCCACGUGCAUUCAUUUCUGUCUCAUCAGCUUAUGGCAAGACCUAGAUCAGCAAAUACUGUCCCUACUGCCUCGGAAUGUUGGACAGCACCCAUGACUGGGUCAGGUGUUGUCUUCCCUUCUUUGUGGCCCCAACUCCAAUCUAGUCUCUGCACCCUCUCUGGAAACUAACAAAGAGAUCCUCCCCUCCCCAUCAGUUACCAGUCUUCUGGCCUUGGGGAUGUUGCCAAAACUCUCAGACAUCACUGGAUCCCAUGACCCCUGAUUUGCUGCUCAGGUUAAAGCCAUCCCAUCUUCUCUUUGGCACCACCAACCACUCCAGCUGGAAUCCUGCCCCAGUCUCAGCCCUGGGUCUUAUUCAGUACUUAAGUACUGUUCCGCGGGUCUCCCCAAAGUCACUUUACUUUCCUAUGACUUGCCCAAUGCCUGUUCGAAAGAACAUAUGGGAAGUAUGGGGAUAUAUGUGAGGAAGAUUAGAAGUUCUAAAUGAUAAUGUGUAGCGU
Molecule: messenger RNA, 8418 nt
Organism: Mustela erminea (ermine)
Lineage: Eukaryota; Metazoa; Chordata; Mammalia; Carnivora; Mustelidae
Gene: ARRB1
Product: arrestin beta 1
Exons: 17
Coding region: 16-2115 (699 amino acids)
Biological process (GO): signal transduction; G protein-coupled receptor internalization; visual perception
Molecular function (GO): G protein-coupled receptor binding
Source: RefSeq, a predicted model, not a curated record